UGGGUGUUUGAUAGCUUAUCGAUUGGUUGUUAUUGGUGGUUUCUUCGUCGACGGUGACUUCGUUUUGUCUCGGAGAGAUGAGUGCUUUCGAGUUAUUGAAACUCAAUAUACACUUUGGAGGAGAUGUAUCAUUCAAGGAUGAGAAGUUUGCUUACAUAAGAGGAACUGAGGAGAAAGAUGUGUUGAUGGACCCAGAUUUGAUGACUUGGUCUAUCUUUGACGAAUUCUGCUCAGAGAAAGGAGUGUAUGGUGUAGUUGAGGAAGUAUGGUACAAGCUUCCAGAAGAAGACAUAGCUCUAGUAAGAGUUAUCAAAGAAGACAAAGACAGUGGGAUUCGGAAGUUGUAUAGUGAAGCUUCAACUGGAGGUGAAGUUGAUAUAUACAUUCAACAAGGUGUGUCUGAACCUAUACCUUUUCCUCUAUCCCAGCCUGGUGAGGAGUGUGUUCUUGAAGAGGAAGAUGAUCGAGCUGAAGAAGUAGAAGAGGAGGGAGAUGUUGAUGAGGCUGCGGCUGCUGAUUUUGUCCUUCAACUAUGAUCUCAGUUUCAUCAACCAGAGUUAUUACAGGAUAAUGAUGAUCCAUGGAGUAUCCACAAUGCUCCAAAGAGGUGGAAAACUGCUCAAGCCAAUCCACACCACCACCUGCUGCUCAAAGUCAGUCAUAGAAUCCGCAACAUUCAAGUGCACCAGCAGCUAAUCCAAGUGGUAAGGGACGUGCACGUGGACGUCCUCCUGGCACUAAAAAUGGUUGUGGCAAGGGUCGUGGAAAGGGUUGUGGUAGAGGAUCCGCAGCUCCUAAACCGCCAGUGUUUUUUUUUAUCUCCUUGGACUGACAAGGUCUUUGACGUUUGGCGACCAGAGAAGAAGUAGGAGUAACAUGAGUAAUAUCUUUUGUGUGCUUAAUGACUUUGUAGGAUGAUUUCUAUGUAGGAUGCUUGAUGCUUUGUUUUGGUAGGAUCCAUA
Molecule: messenger RNA, 962 nt
Organism: Capsella rubella
Lineage: Eukaryota; Viridiplantae; Streptophyta; Magnoliopsida; Brassicales; Brassicaceae
Exons: 2
Coding region: 78-536 (152 amino acids)
Source: RefSeq, a predicted model, not a curated record